Messenger RNA from Coregonus sp. 'balchen', 12726 nucleotides. The record is from the annotation of a GenBank genome assembly. Lineage: Eukaryota; Metazoa; Chordata; Actinopteri; Salmoniformes; Salmonidae.
CGAAACACGUCACACCCCCAAAGAAAAUAAACAAGAAAUGGGCCAGCUGGUCAAGGCUGGUGUCCCAAUAACAUAAUGCGACGGUGUAACUUAGCCAAUAUAAGAAUAUAUAAUAUUUUGGGCAUAUAGGUAACCAGAAGUACGUUGUUCAGUACGCUAUCAGCGCAACAUUGAAGUACAAAUUGUGAAUUUCGGAUGUGAUGAGCUAAGUACGUGCAUGCUAGCUAGGUAGCUAGCCAUGCUAUCAACUUAAUUAGCUAGAUAGCUACCACCAAUCUUGAAUGUUUUCUUGUCAUUGACAGCCAAUAUGUUUUUACUAAAAUAGUACCUAGCUAGAGUCUAAGUUAGCUAGCUGUUUUUUGUCAACACACACAAGCUUAAUAUGGACACACUGGAGUUCUUAGCUAAGAUGACUAUAGAAUGGGGCUAGACAAAAUCCAGCAUUUUUUUGACUUUGACAAGCCAUUGAUAUAGCCUGCCAACAGUUGUAAGAUGAAUGUGGCUGUCCUUACCCACCAGAAUGUGUUUUUACGUUACAGGGGCAUUCCAUGAUGGACAGUGAUCUAAGUCCUCAGGAUAAAAAAGACUUGGACAAGUUCAUAAAGUUUUUCGCUUUGAAGGUACUCUCUUUAAUUAUACGCAAUAUUGCCACAAUUAGAUUAUCAAGCACUUUCUACAGUAUUCCUGAGCUGAUUAAUUCACUGAGGUUGAUAAUUUACUAAUUUCUCUCUGUCAUCAGACAGUGCAGGUGAUAGUCCAAGCGCGACUUGGGGAAAAAGUAUGCACACGCUCCUUGUCUUCACCUACUGGCUCUGAUUGGGUAAGUCACCAUUCAUUCUUGCCUCUCAACUCAUGAAUUUACCUGUGCCAAUUUUUGUCCUGAAAGGGUUGUAGAUUAAAGUCUCAUUAAACUCAAUUAUUUUCACCAGUUCAAUCUGGCAAUCAAAGAUAUCCCAGAAGUUACACAUGAGGCAAAGAAAGCUCUGGCCGGGCAGCUUCCUGGCAUCGGACGAUCCAUGUGUGUUGAGAUCUCCCUCAAAACCUCAGAGGUAAGAUAGCACAGACUGGUGUUACAGACAGUCCUUGAGACCAGUGGUCUGGAUCAUUGGGCAUUUGUUCAUCAAUAAAUCCAAGUGACUGUAAAGGUUAGAAAAAUAACAUGUUUUUGUCAUAUUUUCCAGGGAGACUCAAUGGAAUUAGAGACAUGGUGUCUCGAAAUGAACGAGAAGUAAGUAAUGAGAAAAGUUUUUUAUUUUCUUCUUUUUGUGCUCCAGUUUUUGUAGUUUCUUUUUACAUUUGAUGGAAUGUAACACUCAUUGUAAAAUGUAUGAUUCUGUUUUUGCAGGUGUGACAAAGAUAUUAAGGUGUCCUACACUGUCUAUAACCGCCUGUCAUUACUGCUCAAGUCACUGCUGGCCAUAACAAGGGUAACCCCAGCCUACAAACUCUCACGAAAGCAAGGGCAUGACUAUGUCAUACUGUACAGGUUUGUUUGUUUUAUGGUACACAGAUAUGUGUUAUCAUUAUUUUGACUUAGUAAACAAUCUCACUAAUAGAUACAUUCUUUUGCAGGAUAUAUUUUGGAGAGGUUCAACUCACAGGAUUGGGAGAAGGUAACCAUGCCCGUUAUAUUAUUGAUACAUUUAGUUGGUUGUCUGGGUCUGUGGAAGUGUUGUAUAGGGCUGUGAAGAUUCUGACAUUUGUUGUUUGUGAAUGCUGUUUUUCAGGGUUCCAGACAGUGCGUGUAGGAGUUGUGGGAACUCCCAUUGGAACCAUCACCUUAUCUUGUGCUUACAGGACAAACCUGGCCUUCAUGUCCACCAGGUACAGAAACAGAAGCCGUUCUUGUUCACAGCCCUGCAUGGCCUCACUCCUCAGCGGUCUCAAAUGCACUGCCUGUAAAAUCUGCCACUAUGUUUUCCCCUUUUCUUCCAUGUCCUCUCCUUAUUCUCCACUGGUUUUAUCGAUACACUUCCCUUAUUCCUAAUUCUACAUUCAUAAUCUCAUAGGCAGUUUGAGAGGACGGCUCCGAUUAUGGGUAUAAUUAUUGACCACUUCGUUGAGCGCCCCUUUGGCAACAUGGGACACAUGCAUCCAUGUAACUACAGGUGGGUUAGCCCUAGCCCAAACACCUAUACUGACCCAAUACAAUUAUUUAUUAUCUUCUUUAGUGAAGGUAUAAAAUAAAGGAUAGUGUAACAAUCCGGUCAUGCUUGUUUGACUAUGUUUGUUUGACUUCCCUAUACUCAAGAGCACCAGGGGAAGAUGAAGGAGCAUACACUGGGGUGGAGGAUUCUCAGGAAGUGUGCACCACCUCCUUCUCCACUUCUCCACCCUCACAAGUACGUAUGUCACUGCCUAGCAAAGUAUAUCUUUGCAACAUGUGUAACUUCACAGGUGCUGUCCAUGGUGAGAUUUGUGAAUGUGACUUACUUAGACACACCGAUAUGUGAAAGACUCCCUCUCAUGUCUUAAUUCACUUCCAAAUGGGUCAGGUGUUUUCUUAAACUAUUUUGUCUUGCACCGCAUUCAAAUAGAUAUACAUAUUCAAAACAUUUGACCCAUAUUGAUGAUCAUACAUCCAAAACUGUUGUGUGUAUUUGUGUAUCUGGAGGCUUGUUUGUGUAUUGGUGGUUUGGUAUUCUCAUACCCAAAGCUCAUGUCACAAGCCUGGCAGUGGGAAAAGCCGACGUUUUGUGUUGGAGACAUUACCAAGCCCCCAUACCAUAUGUGUCCUUUCCAUUUUCUGUAUAAGUGCUUUAAUUUCUUAGCCCCUUCCUUUCUCUCUCUCUCUUUCUGUGCUGUCUGUGUAGUGUGUGUUCACUGUAAGUAAGGCACAUUUAAAGACGCCUAAACCUGCAGUGAUGGACACUCUGAAAGUCCCCAUGAUGGGCCUGGCCUUCUCACACCAAGUGAGUCUUGUGUGGGCAUGUAUCUCACUCACUCACAAUGCCUGAGGUGUUCCAGGACUAUUUGGCCUGUCUUCUAUUACCUCUUUAAAAGUAAUACAAGUAUAGCUUAAAAGCAAAUCAAUGAAGCAAUCAAAUGGGACAGCUCUGUAUCCCUUACAUUAGGGCGCAUAUAAUAUAUAUUUACAUUUACAUUUACAUUUUAGUCAUUUAGCAGACGCUCUUAUCCAGAGCGACUUAGUUAGUGAGUGCAUACAUUUUUCAUACUAUGUUUAUUGUGUAGAGAAUCCUCUAAGAAAACCAAUGGUCAUAACCUCAUCGCUCUAUAAUAAUCAGUUCAAAUGUUAUUGGAGUUGUUAACCCUUGUAGAAUGGACAGAAUUAGGGUGACUAAAUCAAUGGAGUCCAGAAAAAAAAGGUGGUACAAAAUCAGGAAAAUUGCAUAUUUUAGUAUACACUUUUCAUAUUCAUUCGAAAUUCGUGUUCUUUUUAGAAGAUUUCUCACAAAAACAAGCAUAUCUCUGUGAAAUGUCAAUGGCACACUGAGCGUUUGCCAAGCUUUUUAUUUUCAAAGCCUUUUACAUUUAAUUCAGCUCGUGUCAUGCUAAUUGCACUUUUUGCGACCUACGGAAACAACUUUGAAGACGAUGACCACAAAAUGUAAAAUGCUCAAAAGUUGUUACGAGAAACCUGCACCGCUAGGUCAACAGAGCUCGGUGCUUAUUAUCGGAUGUAUAAUGUUACGAAAUCCGACUUUUUGUAUGUAAUGUUAAUGAUAUGUUAGAGAGACUCCACUGAACGAUUCAGAACAUGAAUAAUCAUAUUUGUAAAAGGUACACUACCAUUCAAAAGUUUUGGGAAAAUGUCCUUGUUAUCGAAAGAAAAGCAUUUUUUUGGUCCAUUAAAAUAACAGCAAAUUGAUCAGAAAUACAAUGUAGACAUUAUUAAUGUUGUAAAUGGCUAUUGUAGCUGGAAACGGCUGAUUUUUAAUGGAAUAUCUACAUAGGUGUACAGAGGCCCAUUAUCAGCAACCAUCAGUCCUGUGUUCCAAUGGCACGUUGUGUUUGCUAAUCCCAGUUUAUCAUUUAAAAGGCUAAUUGAUCAUUAGAAAACCCUUUUGCAAUAAUGUUAGCACAGCUGAAAACUGUUGUGCUGAUUAAAGAAGCAAUAAAACUGGCCUUCUUGAGACUAUUUGAGUAUCUGGAGCAUCAGCAAUUGUGGGUUCGAUUACAGGCUCAAAAUGGCAAGAAACAUAGAACUUUCUUCUGAAACUCGUCAAUCUAUUCUUGUUCUGAGAAAUGAAGGCUAUUCCAUGUGAGAAAUUGCCAAGAAACUAAAGAUCUCAUUAAAUAGUACCCGCAAAACACCAGUCUCAACGUCAACAGUGAAGAGGCGACUCCGGGAUGCUGACCUUCUAGGCAGAUUUGCAAAGAAAAAGCCAUAUUUCAGACUGGCCAAUAAAAAUAAAAGAUUAAGAUGGGCAGUCUGAGAUACAGGUGAAGUCGGAAGUUUACAUACACCUUAGCCAAAUACAUUUAAACUCAGUUUUUCACAAUUCCUGACAUUUAAUCCUAGUAAAAAUGCCCUGUUUUAGGUCCGUUAGGAUCACCACUUUAUUUUAAGAAUGUGAAAUGUCAGAAUAAUAGUAGAGAUAAUUAUUUAUUUCAGCUUUUAUUUAUUUCAUCACAUUCCCAGUGGGUCAGAAGUUUACAUACACUCAAUUAGUAUUUGGUAGCAUUGCUUUUAUAUUGUUUAACUUGGGUCAAAUGUUUUGGGUAGCCUUCCACAAGCUUCCCACAAUAAGUUGGGUGAAUUUUGGCCCAUUCCUCCUGACAGAGCUGGUGUAACUGAGUCAGGUUUGUAGGCCUCCUUGCUCGCACACGCUUUUUCAGUUCUACCCACACAUUUUCUAUAGGAUUGAGGUCAGGGCUUUGUGAUGGCCACUCCAAUACCUUGACUUUGUUGUCCUUAAGCCAUUUUGCCACAACUUUGGAAGUAUGCUUGGGGUCAUUGUCCAUUUGGAAGACCCAUUUGCGACCAAGCUUUAACUUCCUGACUGAUGUCUUGAGAUGUUGCUGCAAUAUAUCCACAUAAUUUUCCUUCCUCAUGAUGCCAUCUAUUUUGUGAAGUGCACCAGUCCCUCCUGCAGCAAAGCACCCCCACAGCAUGAUGCUGCCACCCGCGUGCUUCACGUUGGGAUGGUGUUCUUCGGCCUGAAAGUAACCCCCUUUUUCCUCCAAACAUAACGAUGGUCAUAAUGGCCAAACAGUUCUAAUUUUGUUUAAUCAGAGCAGAGGACAUUUCUCCAAAAAAGUAAGAUCUUUGUCCCCAUGUGCAGUUACAAACCGUAGUCUGGCUUUUUCAUGGCGGUUUUGGAGCAGUGGCUUCUUCCCUGCUGAGCGGCCUUUCAGGUUAUGUCAAUAUAGGACUAGUUUUACUGUGGAUAUAGAUACUUUUGUACCUGUUUCCUCCAGCAUCUUCACAAGGUCCUUUGCUGUUGUUCUGGGAUUGAUUUGCACUUUUCGCACCAAAGUACGUUCAUCUCUAGGAGACAGAAUGCGUCUCCUUCCUGAGCGGUAUGACAGCUGCGUGGUCCCAUGGUGUUUAUACGUGCGUACUAUUGUUUGUACAGAUGAAUGUGGUACCUUCAGGCGUUUGGAAAUUGCUCCCAAGGAUGAACCAGACUUGUGGAGGUCUACCAUUUUUUGUGAGGUCUUGGCUGAUUUCUUUUGAUUUUCCCAUGAUGUCAAGCAAAGAGGCACUGAGUUUGAAGGUAGGCCUUGAAAUACAUCCACAGGUACAUCUCCAAUUGACUCAAUUAUGUCAAUUAGCCUAUCAGAAGCUUCUAAAGCCAUGACAUCAUAUUCUGGAGAUUUUCCAAGCUGUUUAAAGGCACAGUCAACUUAGUGUAUGUAAAAACGUCUGACCCACUGGAAGUGUGAUACAGUGAAUUAUAAGUGAAAUAAUCAGUCUGUAAACAAUUGUUGGAAAAAUUACUUGUGUCAUGCACAAAGUAGAUGUCCUAACCGACUUGCCAAAACUAUAGUUUGUUAACAAGAAAUUUGUGGAGUGGUUGAAAAACGAGUUAUAAUGACUCUAACUUAAGUGUACGUAAACUUCCGACUUCAACUGUAUGGCUUUUUCUUUGCAACUCUGCAUAGAAGGUCAGCAUCCCGGAGUCGCCUCUUCACUGUUGACGUUGAGACUGGUGUUUUGCGGGUACUAUUUAAUGAAGCUGGCAGUUGAGGACCUGUGAGGCAUCUGUUUCUCAAACUAGACACUUGUCUUCUUAUUCAGUUGUGCACCGGAGCCUCCCACUCGUCUUUCUAUUCUGGUUAGAGCCAGUUUGUGCUGUUCUGUCAAAGGAGUAGUACACAGCGUUGUACGAGAUCUUCAGUUUCAUGGCAAUUUCUCACAUGGAAUAGCCUUCAUUUCUCAGAACAAGAAUAGACUGACAAGUUUCAGAAGAAAGUUAUUUGUUUCUGGCCAUUUUGAGCCUGUAAUCGAACCCACAAUUGCUGAUGCUCCAGAUACUCAAAUAGUCUCAAGAAGGCCAGUUUUAUUGCUUCUUUAAUCAGCACAACAGUUUUCAGCUGUGCUAACAUAAUUGCAAAAGGGUUUUCUAAUGAUCAAUUAGCCUUUUAAAAUGAUAAACUGGGAUUAGCAAACACAACGUGCCAUUGGAACACAGGACUGAUGGUUGCUGAUAAUGGGCCUCUGUACGCCUAUGUAGAUAUUCCAUUAAAAUCAGCCGUUUCCAGCUACAAUAGCCAUUUACAACAUUAACAAUGUCUACAUUGUAUUUCUGAUAAAUGUGAUGUUAUUUUAAUGGACAAAAUUUUUGCUUUUCUUUCGAAAACAAGGACAUUUCUAAGUGACCCCAAACUUUUGAACGGUAGUGUAUAUUAUAACAUAAGGAAGUACUUAUGUCAUUAGCUACUGACUUAUUUACUGACUGUCCUAGAAUUCCUAACCUAAAUCCUUUCCACAUUUAUUUAUUUUUUAACCUUUAUUUAACUAGGCAAGUCAGUUAAGAACAAAUUCUUAUUUACAAUGACGGCCUACACCGGCCAAACCCGGACGAUGCUGGGCCAAUUGUGCGCCGCCCUAUAGGACUCCCAAUCACGGCCGAUUGGGAUACAGCCUGGAAUCGAACCAGAGGGUCUGUAGUGACGCCUCAAGCACUGAUUUGCUGAUAAUGAUUCCUUAACAAAUAGUUAGUCAUCACUUAAAUAUAUUAAUAUAUUAUCACGUUCAAUGUCAGGGUAAGUAAAAUCUGCCUAGAAGAGCUGUGCUUAAAAUUGUUACCCUAUCCUCUCUAAUUCUAUACUUUCUACUUCCUGAUGCCUGCUCCCAUCACCCCAUUUCUCCUCUAUGGAUUAAUUCAUGUUUUAGCUCUCUCUUUUCUUUCUUUCUUACUUCUCUCUCUCUCGCUCUCUCUCUCUCUCUCGCUCUCUCUCUCUCUCGCUCUCUCUCUCUCUCUCUCGCUCUCUCAGCUCUACUGCUCUCGUCUUUCUUAUCAGCCUCCUGUGGUUGUUGGAGCUGCUGACUUCUGCCCCCCCUCCACCUUAAACACUGCCAACCCACACCAGGUAACCACCCAGAUAUUGAGCUAGUCAAAUCACAUUUGAUUUGAGGUGUCAAUUAACAGUGAAAUGUGAAAUUGAGGUAAAUAUGUACACUACAAGUCAAAAGUUUGGACACACCUACUCAUUCAAGGGGUUUUCUUUAUUUUUACUAUUUUUUACAUUGUAGAAUAAUAGUGAAGACAUCAAAACGAUUAAAUAACACAUGGAAUCAUGUAGUAACCAAAAAAGUGUUAAACAAAUCAAAAUAUAUUUUAUAUAUGAGAUUCUUCAAAUAGCCACCCUUUGCCUUGAUGACAGCUUUGCACACUCUUGGCAUUCUCUCAACCAGCUUCAUGAGGUAGUCACCUGGAAUGCAUUUCAAUUAACAGGUGUGCCUUCUUAAAAGUUAAUUUGUGGAAUUUCUUUCCUCCUUAAUGUGUUUGAGCCAAUCAGUUGUGUUGUGACAAGGUAGGGGUGGUAUACAGAAGAUAACCCUAUUUGGUAAAAGACAAAGUCCAUAUUAUGUAAAGAACAGCUCAAAUAAGCAAAGAGAAACGACAGUCCAUCAUUACUUUAAGACAUGAGGUCAGUCAAUAUGAAACAUUUCAAAAACGUUUAAAGUUUCUUCAAGUGCAGUCACAAAAACCAUCAAGCGCUAUGAUCAAACUGGCUCUCAUGAGGACCGCCACAGGAAUGGAAGACCCAGAGUUACCUCUGCUGCAGAGGAUAAGUUCAUUAGAGUUACCAGCCUCAGAAAUUGCAGCCCAAAUAAAUGCUUCACAGAGUUCAAGUAUCAGACACAUCUCAACAUCAACUGUUCAGAGGAGACUGUGUGAAUCAGGCCUUCAUGGUCGAAUUGCUGCAAAGAAACCACUACUAAAGGACCCAAAAAGAAGAAGAGACUUGCUUGGGCCAAGAAACACAAGCAAUGGACAUUAGACCAGUGGAAAUGUGUCCUUUGGUCUGGAGUCCAAAUUUGAGAUUUUUGGUGGGUGAAUGGAUGAACUCCGCAUGUGUAUUUCCCACUGUAAAGCAUUGAGGAGGAGGUGUUAUGGUGUGGGGGUGCUUUGCUGGUGACACUGUCUGUGAUUUAUUUAGAAUUCAAGGUACACUUAACCAGGAUGGCUACCACAGCAUUCUGCAGCGAUAUGCCAUCCCAUCUGGUUUGGCCUUAGUGGGACUAUCAUUUGUUUUUCAACAGGACAAUGACCCAACACACCUCCAGGCUGUGUAAGGGCUAUUUUACCAAGAAGGAGAGUGAUGGAUUGCUGCAUCAGAUGGCCUGGCCUCCUCAAUCCCCCGACCUCAACCCAAUUGAGAUGGUUUGGGAUGAGUCGGACUGCAGAGUGAAGGAAAAGCAGCCAACACUUUUUUUUCGUUACUACAUGAUUCCAUAUGUUAUUUCAUAGUUUUGAUGUCUUCACUAUUAUUCAACAAUCUAGAAAAUAGUAAAAAAAAAUAAAAAAUAAACUUGAAUGAGUAGGUGUGUCCAAACUUUUGACUGGUACUGUACAAAUAACGUGACUAUGCAACAGGAUCAAUAAUAAACAGUAGCAGCAGCGUAUGUGAUGAGUCAAAAAAGUUAGUGCAAAAAGGGUCAAUGCAGAUAGUCCGGGUAGCUAUUUAACUAUUUAGCAGUCUUAUGGCUUGGGGUAGAAGCAGUUCAGGUUCCUGUUGGUUCCAGACUUGGUGCAUCGGUACCGCUUGCCGUGCGGUAGCAGAGACAACAUUCUAUGGCUUGGUUGGCUCGAGUCUUUUACAAUUUUUACGGCCUUCCUCUGACACCACCUGGUCUAGUGGUCCAGGAUGGCGCCUUGCGGUCGGAUGCCAAACAGUUGCCAUACCAAGCGGUGAUGCAGGCAGUCAAGAUGCUCUAAAUGCAUAGAUUUGAGGGCCAACAAGGGAAACAAAGCUUUGAAUAGGUGUUUCAACAUGACUCAACCAGUGCUAACUAUGGCCUUUCAUAUGUCCUCUGUAGAUGGGAAUUCCAGGGAAGGAAGGGGGCGUACCCCAGCAGGUGCCUUUGCAGCCUUGUCACGGUGCCCAGGCAGAGCAUGGACGAGUGUCCUCAUGCCCCCCUGCUGACCAUGUUCCUGCCACGCCCUCCAGCAGGUAAGCCCCAGUCUGCCAUGAUCCUAUUUGACAAAGCGAAGCACCCUGUGGAACUGGGGAUCACCUAAGAUGAUGCUUGCUUGGGAGAAACCUGUUUGUUACAACUUUGCCAUGUUAUCUUUCAAAGUGGUGAGGAUGCAGAGACCUCGUCGAGGACCGUUGAGGUGAAGAGUACGUCUCCCUCUGAUGUACUGGAGACCACAUUCACCAGGAAAGUGGGUGCCUUUGUCAACAAGCCAGGCACACAGGUAGGGAAAGCCUUUUUAUGUCCUUGUUUAAGUACAAACAUUAAAUAUUUAUUCCUGGAAGUACCCAUUUUUAUGAGUAAAGGACAAAUUACCAAUGAGUGUUAUACCCUUGUAAUUACUGCAGUAUUAAUCUAUGUCCAUUGCAGGUAACCACAGCAAGCCUGGAUUUACCAUUUGCAGCGUUUGCUCCCAGAGCCUAUGACCUCGAGGAAAAUGACCCUAUGGUAAAUCAAUUAUUCACAUAAGUAUUGUCACCCUUAAAUAACUAUUUUCUGGGUUAUGGUUAGGAGUCAUUUUAGUGCAGACAUGGUCAUGUAAUUACUUCUCCUUUGUCCAAGGUUCAGCCACCGGAGUCCCCAGCCACGUCCUCUCCCCUGCAGGGCAGUUUGCACUCCCAAGGCUCUGGUGAGAGUGGAGGUCCGGCACAGGAUGACUUUGUUAUGGUGGACUUUGUAAGUACCCUGCCUUUCGGUAAGACAGAUUGCUUUAUUUGUUUUCCAGAGGAAAACACAGACAAUGAUAGAUAGUAACUCAAUCAAUCGAACCUCAUUUCUAUGUCGUAUCAAAUGCUGCUACGAACAAAUGUCGGUUUCUGUCUGUCAAUUGUGGAUGUUAUCUGCAUAGGAAAUUCAUCUCAUGAAUUUUCUUCAUAUAUAAAUGAGCAUUACUUACAUCACUUAGCAGUGUUCAUUUAAGGCUCCUGCAUACUUGGUUGGAUUUGCUUCUAGCAGAACUCGGCUAGACAAAGUGAAUGUCUGUGCCUCGCAUACUCCCUUUAAAGACCCUUUGCUUGAAAAAUGAGAAAAAAGCAGCAAUAGUACUGUUUGUCCCUCUUGAGAUGCUGUAGCAGUAUACACUUCCUCAAAAUAGUCUGAAUUAAUCUAAGAUAACUCAAGAAAUCUAUAAUAAUUUUAGACGUCUUUGCAGUAUUUCUCAACUGAAACAAUUUGCAUGAAAACGAGUCAUCUCUCGUUGAAUGACAUCAAACGCUUCAUUGAAGAAUCCCUACUGUUGACCGGUCACCGAAGAAGGGGCGUAGACUUCGGCUACCGAACUUCGGCUUGCCUCAGGAAAAAAAUUGUGUGCACGAACAGCCGAAAAAACCCUUGCCAAAGACCAAAAUUAACAAACUGUUUCGGAUGGGAAGCAUGCAGACGCCUUUAGAAUAGUUUUCUUUCAGACUGGUAUCUGGGCUGUAGAGAGUGACCAUGAGAAAUCAAAGCCAAAACACCAAAGGCGAAUGCGACAAAGCACAUAGCAAGACCUAAUGAAAACCAAAAUCUAUCAAAGGAACUAGCUUUUAAAGCAACAGAGGGAGAGAUGUCAGCUUUGAACAUUUUAGAUAAAUGCUUCUGAUGAAGCUUAUGGGAAUGAGUGUUCUUAAUUCAAACCUCUGACCCCUUAUCUUGUGGUUAACAGUUGUGAAUUAAUUAGGACUGUGUUACUGGCAAGAACAUUUUAAAAACAUAACUUCUGGGAAUAAUAUGUGCUGCUGACAAAAAAUCGUAGGAAGAAGUCUGUUAUUAAGGAAUGGCCUGUUACAGUUGUUGCGCUCUGUGUUAUUCAGAAGCCUGCAUUCUCUAAGGAUGACCUUCUUCCCAUGGACCUUGGCACAUUCUACAGAGAGUUCCAGAACCCCCCACAGCUCGCCAGCCUCACUAUUGAUGUCAGUUCUCAGUCCAUGGCAGAAGACCUGGUGAGACACUUCUCUGACUGAGAGAGAUGGUUUCUGUUUUGUUGCCAGGUGGGGGGUGGAGGGGUCUCCUUGUGUAUGAAGUGGUCCUGUUGGAAUUUAAACGACUGACAGAUAGUAGUGAGAGGGGAACAUAGUAGUUACCAUUAUACGAUUUACUGUGUUGUUUGAAUGUCUCUUUUCUGUGGUGCUUUUUAGUCUUUAAAUCAAUAUCUUAGUCAUUCUAUGUUUGUAAUGAUGUUGUUCAUUUUCCCUACAGGACUCUCUUCCUGAAAAACUGGCAGUAUACGAGAAGAACAUUGAUGAAUUUGAUGCAUUUGUGGACACAUUGCAGUAGGGAUGACAAAUUAUCCCAUUUAGUCCAUCUGCAAGGUCCUGUUGUCUUUCAAGCUUGUUUGCAUUCAGUCUGUGUAUGCCUGUUCUUCUCUUAAUUGAAAUUCCACAUUGAUUUCUAAUCAGAAUGUUUCUCUUCAAACCUCACUGGUUGAUGUAUUGUAGAGUAAGCGAGCCUGUACCCAACAACAGAAGACAUCUAAAAAAAUUAAUAAAAGUGAAGCGGUUUCUUUUCUGAUGUGAAUAACUGCAACAUUUGCUCUAGUGUUGAGCAGACUGUGUCAUAGUGUAAAUACCAGAUCCCCUCUCACCUUGCUGUUAUAGAACUUAACACAUAAUAACAAAGACGUUCAGUUCAUCAAAGCUGUUGUCUAAAUAACGUCAGGAGGCAUUGUAUUAUUGCUGUCCCGUGUGACACAGAACGUUCAUAGCACCUAUGGAGUCAGACGUGGCUAUGUUUUAGUAGAUGUGAAGAAGCCAAGCCAUGUAUUGGCUAAUGAUCGAUAGUAGCCACUCUAUACCCAAGAAACAACAAACAUACUGUGUAGCUGAAUCUGUAUAUUGAAAGAGAAGUUCCUGUAAAGUUUUUUUUGUAAAUGGGGAGAAAUGUUGUCCUCGCUUUCUUCUCUAGAUUACAAUUUUAGGGGGGGACAAAAAUCACUGUGUAUCACUACAAAUGAUGUAGUCAGUCACUGCUCACCUCCUCUAAAUCACCAUAUAAACAAGUUUACUUUUCCCCUAUCUGUAAAGAGGGUAAACAUUAUUUGCACUUUCAAUGUUUCAAUCUUAAGUCUUCUUGGUUUUCCCAAUGCUUUGUUAAUAUACAGUAGCAUGGUCAUGUAAUAAAAUUGGUUUUAUUUCAAA